UUUGAGUUCUGUCCAAGCUAUGCAUGAAUGAAGACUGUUAUAUAUUCAUGUUGCAACAACUUGUUGCUUACUUACUUACUUAGUUACUACUACGGAUAAUAUUCACAAAAGGGUAGCCUCCUCUGGCAGCGAUCCAGCCAGUGUUGCGAGAAAUAUCUCCUUGCAGAAAUAAGUCGCAUAUUCACUACAUGCCUCCAAUAUUGCCCCCACGAGAAUAAUAACCUUUCCAAGGUCUCACAUACUGUUGUACUUCUCUAGUUUGACCAGCACAUCAUACCUCUAACAGGGGGGGGGCAAAGCCCCCUUGUGUUAGAGGUUAGGUUAUGUAAAGUUCGGUUGGAGUAGUUUAAAUAUGUUCCCCCACCCAAAACCCCAAAUUUCCCAUGGGUCCCCCAAAUUGAACCUCUCUGCAAGCUAUUUUGCAGCUGCAGCAGCGGGUGCACAACAGGCAUUGAAAAGUCAAUCAUUUAGUGAUUUCCGGAGAAAACUACUACCUAUCUUCAUAAUAAACAGCAUCAUAUUUUGUCCAGAUAUAAGCAGUCACAAUCUCGAAAAUAGUAGGUUACCCUUUCGUGAAUAAUCCCCACUACUACUUACAACAAGAAUAAUUUUCUUUGGUUAGAUUCAAAGUAACCCACAACUUUCUUGCAGAAAUCAGCAUAAUUUUUAUGUAACAUCUUUUAACCUUGCGCAGUGGCAGUAUCGUAACCAAUUAGGUUGGAGGUGUCACUGAGCGAAGCUAAGCAUCAGGUUACUGGGAACUAGCAGCACCUCACUAAACUACUAUAGCUGCAUCUGUGGUAGCCAAGCCCUAUCCCGCAGUCAUGAGGUGACCUUGUUAUUUCACCACAAGUUGAUUUUAGUAUUGUUUUUUUAUAGCGUGUAGUAAUUUUAUUUUUUUGUGGUGGAACAAAGGAGGAGGCCAAUUAAUGAUAGGUUGGGAAUUAUUGACUAGGAUUUAUUAUUUGCACAUGUCAGUUGAGGAGAUGUACGUUGAGUUUACUAAGACUAUAACCAAUGCUACAUUAGAACAUAUACCACAUAAAAGCAUUCCCACAAUGAAGCCACCAUGGAAAACUAAACCACUAACUGUUUUAAGACGUAAUAGGGGAGCAGCUUUGAAAUUAUACAAGUAAGCUAGAUCUAUUUUUGGACGUCAUUCCCCUCAGGCAAUCCAGUCGCUUGAAAAUUUCCUGAUAAUAAAUAGUCAAUACAGGAAUUUUACACUCAGGUCUCAAAUUGAUUAUGAAAUUUCACUUAUAAAUAAAAUUAAGUCUUGCCCCAAACUGUUCCAUUCUUAUAUUCGUAAUAAGAAGGUGAGUUGCCCAUUAACGAAGGAGACUACUUUGAAGGAGAGUAGGGCGCCAUUGGCCUAGGCUAGAAGCAUUUCUUGAAAUCGUAAAUGGCUGGAUACUUUCCGUACAGACCUCGUAUACAGUGAGAGACAGAUACCAUGCAAUUAUAUGCUAUCAUUGUAAGAGAUACGGCCAUCUUGAGGCCAACUGCACUGCCAAGAACAAUAGAGGCCCAAAGUGUUACAAGUGCUCUGGCAAUCAUAUAUCAAAGGAUUGCUCCAUGACUGAAAAGAAAUGCAUAAAUUGUAUGAGGUAUAAGAAGCCUGAAAUCUAUCACCCAGCGAAUAACCAGUGUUGUGUAGUUCUUCAGACUGAAAUUGAGAGAAUUUGUAACAUAACCGAUCAUGGCAAUUAAUUAAGUGUUUGUACUCAAAGAUAAAUUGUGUGUGAUAAGUGGUCAGUGAGUCGGAAAUAAUCAUUGGAUAUUUAAUUGUGAUAGUAUAAAGAAAAUAUCAGACAUGAAAACUGAUCUGAUGCAAAGUUCAUUAAAAAGAACAUCUGUAAGCUAUUCAGGAUAUAAAUUAAAACUCGCUCACUCACUACGACAUUUGCGAAUAAGUGCAUCGAGAAUUAUUAUCAAGCCUAAUAUUGCAAUUGUUGAUGGCCCUUGCAGAGCGCUGCACUAGCAGUGGAGCGGGACUUGAAACCUCAUCAACGGUAAACUGUAAUCAAAUAUUUGCACUGCAAAUGCUAACUUGAUAAGUACCUAAUGAAGGAUAGGAAGCUGUUUGCUACUUUCAUGAACCUAGAUAAGGCAUAUGACAGGUUUGACAGGAAGGGUUUAUGGGAUGUUCUAAGGAUAUAUGGUGUGGGAGGGCAUUUGCUUGAGGGGAUUAAAUCCUUUUAUACUCUAUAAGGAUGCAAGUGCCUCUGUACAUAUGAAUGGUGAGUUGAGUGAGAGUUUUGGUGUUGGUGUGGGUGUAAGACAGCAGUGUGUGGUGUCACCAUGGCUUUUUAAUGUGUACAUGGAUGGUUGUAUUAGAGAAAUGAAAGUCAGAGGUGGGGGAGUUAGGUCCAAGGCUGAAAGUUAGAGAUACAGAGGAGUCUGGUGGCAGGCCUGUUUGCAGAUGAUACAGUAUUGUUGGCAGAGAAUGAGGGGACACUUCAGAGGAUAGUGAAUGAGUUUGACAGGGUGUGUAAGAGGAGAAACUUGAAAGUGAAUGCUGGAAAGAGUAAGGAUAUGGUAUUUGAGAGGGCAAGAGAGCAGACCAUUCAUUUUGCAAAGCCAUGCAGAGUUAGAGCAGAAAGCACAAAGAACUGUAGGAUAUGGCAGGGGGAAGAGAAUUGAGGGGGUGACUGAGUUUAAAUAUUUGGGGACAGUUUUAUGGAAGUAUGGAAGGUGAGGUGAGGGAAAGAGCAGUGAAGGGCAGAUAGGUAUAGUCUGUUUCACUAGGAUAUUACAGGCAGCCACACCUCCUCAUGUUCUUAAUUUUUACUGGCCAUGUGGCAGCCAAUCACUGCGCUGAAAAAGUUAGGUUCGCUUGGCCCAGGAAGCUCGCUCUGCGAUCAAACUGCCUCACAGUGCUAUGGGAUGCAUGAAUAAAAUAUUUCUUCACCUCAAUAUUACCGUGAAAUUUUAACAAUGCAAUUUCACCAUUGAACAUGUAUAGUACCUAAUGUAUCAAGGAUUAUGAUGAGACAAAAAAUAUAAGCUUAAGUACACUGUGAACUUGAAUAUAGCUAGAAAUAUAAACUUAAUUUUAUUGUAUAAAAAAAUAUCUUAAUUCCUUACAUGACAUCUACGAGAAAAAACAAUUUGCCGUCUUGUGUUACAGAAUGAAUGUUAUAAACAAUGACUCACUGAUGGCAAAGCUACUAAGAAAACACAGGCAGGCCUUGUAGUAUUCCAGAUAUUAUUAGAAAACUAAGAGCAUUGCACAGAGUCGCGACGCCAGCGGCCAAGGUGGCAGCAAACUGACGGGUUCUGCACGGUGAUUGGCUGCCACGUAGGAGGACAUAGCUAAUCAAAAUCAAGUGAAAAAAAGAGGAGCCAUGGCCACCUGUAAUAUCUUACUGAAACAGACUAUAGUAGAGCCAUGGAAUGUUGGAGAAAGGACAUUGACCUGACAGGCCUGGUGGUGCAGUGUAGCAGUCUGGUGUCAGUGCUGGAGGGCUCCCUGGGCCCCAAUGGCAAGGCAGUGCUCAUGGAGAAUGCUGGCUGUGUGGUCAUAACCAAGGAUGGCCCACAGCUGCUGUCCCGCCUGGAGCUGUGUGACCCCCUGUUGAGUGUUGUUGUGCGUGGUGUGCUGGACCACACACAAGUGCUUGGGGAUGGCUGCAAGGUCACUCUCUUUCUCCUUCAUCGCCUCCUCAGCUCCCUGGACACCCAUGUCCCACACAGUGCCUCCAGGACACAAGGAAUCAGAAGGCAGAGACUCAUACAGAUUGUCCAGCAGAUAAGAAACCAGGUGCUGGGUGUGGUGCAGAGAGAUGUGAUCAAGUAUGGUGCUCAAGUGUAUCCUCUUAACAGCUUUGAAGUGUUUUCCCAUGUGCUGCACACAGCUGCUGAGGACUUUUUCAUAACCAAGUUUUCUAAGCUCAUAGCAAAAAAUCUAGCCAAGUUGUUUUCUACCUAUGUGUCUUGUGUAUGUAGCAGUAGCAGAGAACUUGUGAAACUGAUGAAGGGUUUAGCAAUAAAAACUCACACUGCAGUUGUUGAGGUCUAUCACAUGCCACUGAUGAUGUCCUAUGUACUUAAUGGUUUUGUAGUCUCAAGAGACUUCAGGCACCUACACAGGGGCAUGAAGCUUGACAAUGUUACCUUUGCCUGGUGGUCCAUGAGCAUGGAGGAGGAGCAUGAGGAGGGAGCCCCAAGACCUAUCCUUCAGACCUGCCUUCAGGAGGUGUUGGUUGGGGGCAUCCUGAUGAAGAGAAAUGCAGUUGAGCAGACCUUGGCAUCUCUUUCAUCACUUGGGACAAAGCUAAUUUUCUCCUCCCUCUACUUCCCUGACUGGGCAGUGUCCCUGUGUACCAAAUAUGGUCUCUCCUUAGUGGACUCAGUCGAUGGAGAGGAACGUGAUUUUAUAUUAGGAAGCCUGGGUGUGUGCCCCAUCAUGGAGGAGAGUGAUGUUUGUCCAAACUCCCUCAGCACCUUGGAAAGAAUAGAGCCACUGCAGCAGGGUACAUGCAGGUUUAUCCAGCUGAGUGGCCUGGGUGUGCAUCAAAUAUUACUAUGUGGCCCAACCCCUGGCCAGUGUAGACAGUUUUCUGCAUCUUUCCUCCAGCUAUUUAAGUACCUCAGUUCAUGGGUGGCUGACUGUAUGGACUUCUCCCAGAGCACUGACAUAGAGGAGUGUGAUGCUGCUGCUGGGUUCAGAGAUUGCUUCUCUCCACCAUACAGCCCUGAGGAGCUGCCACACUGUGAGCUGUCACCAGUGCUGAGUGAGGCCUAUUCCUCAGGCCCCUCCAGUCCCACCUCACCAGCUGUGUUUUUCACUGUGCCUCAUGGAGGCUAUGAAGAGCUGUUGGCCAAGUACCUCAUUUUAGAGAACAUUUCGGUGGAAAUAAAGAAUAGUGUUACUAAGUCUGUUGUAUUGGAUGUGUUCAAUGAAGUGCCAUUUUUGUUGUACAGAAAAUUCAGGUUUUCUCGAAAGAGUUAUGUUGAAUUCCAGACCAAACUGUUUACCUGCUUUACAGAGACUAGAAAGAGCAACCAAAAAAUUGUUUUGCCACACACCAUAAAGAAUGAUAUGUUCAAGGGGUAUCAAAAUCCAUUUCUGGUAUUCAAGCACCUCCAUUGUGCCCUGUAUUUUGCAGAAUAUCUCUUAAGGAUUGAGUGUAUUGUUCCAGCUAAACAAAGAAUUUCACAACUGACCAGUAAUAACAACUGUGACAGUGAUAGUGACUAAGCAAUUGUGGUAAGCACCAAGGAGAAUGGCUGUCACCACACACCUAAUCAUCUUCCUCAGCAGAAAAAAAGUUAUCAUAGGCAAGCAGUACAUAACUACAUCAACCUGAAAACACAGACCCACCUCACUCACUAUUCCUCACAGAUAACACUAAUACCAGGACAAAUAAAUCACCGAGGAAGAGAGGAAACAAAAGCAUUCAUAAUUGCAUGGUAAUGAGCAUACAUGAAUAAUUCCUUGUAUUGUGUAAUGUUUCUCAAUAUACUUCAAUCUUA
Eriocheir sinensis (Chinese mitten crab) is the source of this 5478-nucleotide messenger RNA. Its product is annotated as Bardet-Biedl syndrome 10 protein homolog. The transcript has 2 exons. Lineage: Eukaryota; Metazoa; Arthropoda; Malacostraca; Decapoda; Varunidae. The coding region runs from base 3392 to 5203 and encodes 603 amino acids. Gene Ontology annotation, molecular function: ATP-dependent protein folding chaperone; ATP binding. The record is from RefSeq and is a predicted model, not a curated record. Gene Ontology annotation, biological process: chaperone-mediated protein complex assembly.